Molecule: messenger RNA, 3477 nt
Organism: Durusdinium trenchii
Lineage: Eukaryota; Dinophyceae; Suessiales; Symbiodiniaceae
Source: the annotation of a GenBank genome assembly
AUGACAAGGCGGCUGAUGCCGGCCAUGGCGGCCCUGGCGGCUGUUUUGCUUUGGGUUGCUGGAUUAGCGAUCCCUUCAGCGGAUGCGGCGGGUGCAGAUGGAUCCUGUUUGCUUCAGAGGCAGCCAGGAGCGGCGACGCCCAGACAAGACAAGCACGAUUUGCGCGGCGAAAGCGAGAGCUUGAAAGGAUGCUUGGCCUUCAUUCACAUUCCCAAGGCGAUGGGCGGCAGCAUCGAGUUGUCGCGGCUCCAUGCGUGGGGCGUGCCGUUCAACCGCACUGAUGGGUGCCAGUGGCAACUUCGGAAGCACGGCACCGAGUCAGUGCGAAAGCAACGACAAGAACCAGGAGCUUUAUGGGGCUCAUGUGAUGCUGGUAUCCCAUGCACACACGUGGACCUGAACGAGAAAUAUGGUAACACCUGCUCACAACCCAGCCUCUUCAGUGGCAAAAGAUGUUCUGCUUGGCAUUUUCCCCCGAGCUUCGACUCACGACUGGCGAGCUACUACACGGAGACCUGCGACUCCUUCUGCGUGGUGCGCCACCCACUGGAGCGAUUCAUCAGUCAAUAUCGUCAUAUCCGACAAGUGGGGAAAUAUGAAGGCUACAAAAGCUAUGGCAAGCACCCUUGCGAUGCCAAACACUUGGAGCGCUUUGCCAAUGAGACCCUGAAGGAGCUCAAUUUGGAGCAAGACUGCCAUUUGGUACCUCAGGUCUAUUACAUCUUCCAAGAGGGAAACCCUGAGGAUCGAAGACUCUGCCGCCAUGUGCUGAAUAUGACCGAUGCAGCUGAGCAGUUUCCCAAGUUGAUGCAACGCUAUGGCUUGGAACACGUGACGUUGGGGGGCCAUGAUCAUCUCUAUCACGAUCGGUGUGAGAAGAUUGUGCCGACCGCGAAGACGAUUGAGCUGGUGAAGCAGUUCUACCGUCAAGACUACGCAGUCUUUGGAGUAGAGUUCUUCAAUGAGUCGACAGAAGUUGGCGAUGAGUCGCCAGAGAUGGCGGAAAAUAGGAUGUGGUAUGUCCAUCCGCCCACGUCCGAGCUCACGGAGGAUUCCAUUACACAAGGCUUUGUCGCUUACAAGAAGCAAGAGUUGACCUGUCAAUCUCCCGAUGACGAGGACGAGCCGGUCAAGGAAUCGGGCAAUGCCAAUGCCAGUCUUCGUGACGAGGGCCGGGGCGGCUGUGCGGGAACCUCCCCGCAGGAGGCGGAGAAGGACCGGUCCAUGGAGGAGACCAUGAAACCCUUGUCCCAGAUCUACAACGAUCGCACGACCGGGCUGAUGGGGUGCCCCUUGACCGUGCCCAAGUACUCCCAGCGCUUGAAGCACUCGGAGAGCCCCCCACCCGAGCGGCGGCGCGUCAGCCCUCGCCCCGCACCACAGAAGGACUUCGACCGAGCAUGGGAGCGAUGUCAUCAAGACCUUUAUGAGGAUGCCUUUGCACGGCAGCAGCGGCUGCGGGACAUGCAGUCCUAUGUGAAGCAGAUGGAGGAGGAUGAUCACAAGGACCGCAUGAUGAAGUGUCAAGAAGGCAUUAAGCAGCGGCGGCGGUAUUACAGGGGCCGUGCGGUGGAGAACAGUCACCUGGAGCGCGAAGAGGAGAACUUGCGACGGCGGCAGGAGCAUCAAGCCAGGUCGCUGCAGGAGCAGCGGAUGCGAGAGCUGGAUGAGCUCAGAGGCUGCACCUUUCGGCCCUGCUUGGUGAAGAAGCUGAACUCGUCGCCCACCACGCCACGCCUGGGAGAGCGCCCACCAGGCUCUUCUCCUCGACGUUUGCGCUUGGGAGCCACUACAGACGAUGUGGGCAGCGUCAGCGGCUACAGCGUGGAGUACACCACCACGCGGCUGCAGAACCUCGUGGAGGCUCAGCAGGAUGCCUAUGCAAAGCUCCAAACAUUGGCGGAAGAAGAAGGCCCCUUGAAGGAGCGCCUCCGCGGCAUUCAUGGGGAGCUCCAUGAACGCAUCCAACGGGAGGAGACCCAACGCGUGGUGAGCAUGCUGCAAGAUGCAGACUCGGGAUCCUCAUCACAGAAGGAUCUAGUCCAGCGUGUCCGAGACAUGGUGGCCCAGGGACAGGACCCCGAGAAAGCCCAGCAGCAGAUCGUGGAGGAGCUGGUGCUCCAGUCACAGGACGAGGUGCGUCGCCGCGUGAUGGAGCACUUCGGGCCACUGCGCUUGGAGGCGGAGGGGGAGCUCUAUAGCCGGCAACUGUCGGUGGCUCAUGAGCUGGAGUCUUUGGAGGCGAAGGCCAUCGCUCUCCAUGGGGGCACGCUCUGCGAAGAGGCGAAGCUGAUGGGCUUUGAUUUCAACUUGGCAGCACAGGUGCGGCAGAACCUGCGACAGGUCGGUUUGCCACGCAUGAGUUCGGCGAUGUCGCGCGUCGACUCCAGCGUCAGCAGCCAGGUGGAGGUGGCACGCGCACCCUCGACGGGGCGGAUGCCCAAGGUGGACAGCCCGGGUUCGCCGUGGCGUGGCGCGCGGAACCCUGCGGCCGACUCCACGACCGCGCCAGAGGUAGCCCAAGCAGAGGCCGUUCAGGCCGGUGGUGUGGGCUCGCCGCGGCGGUUGAUGCACAUGAUGACGGCGCCCUUACCCUCCAAGGUCGAGUCCCCUCGAAUGGAGGCAGAUGGCUCGCCACGGCGGCUUCAGAUGUCCAAGUCCCAGGAGUUCUCCCCUCGACGCUCGCAAACGCUGAGCUCACUACAGGAGGCAGAUGCCUCACCACGGAGACGAGUUCAAAUGUCGACCCCAGAGGUGGAAAUCAUCCCCGAUGGAAGCGCUCCGGGAGCUCAGGCCGAAAGCAUCAGCCCUCGACAAAGUAUGGCCAGUUUGGCCUCCUUGGGCAGCUACCAGGCACCACCCUCGGGGGCGACUAGCCCUUUGCAACAAAGCCGUGAAAGCCAGAUCUUGGUGAACAAGGUCUUAAGCGCCGCCAGCAGUCGCGCUGACAUGCAGGUGGCCGUUCAAGCCGUCCAAUCAACGGCCAGCCUCGCCGAGAAGGAGCCUCCCGACCACCCGGCGGCUCCCGCCGCCCAGCUUCCCAACGGCUGGAUCCGGAGAGAUCCAGAGGCUGAUGCGCCUGGUGCCAGCUUGGGUGGCAUUGCCAGGCAGUUCUUAGCCCAAAGCCAGCCUCAGCUGCCACCGGCACAGCCUGCGCAGGUGCAACACGCGCAGCCGUUGCCCUUCGCCUCCUCCGUGCCCACGCCGCGGCCGCUCCAGCCGCGGCCGCUCCCGCCCGGCAUGGCCGCCAGCUCCGUCAUGCCCCAGAUGGGCCCCUGUGGCAUGCCACAGGUCGGCUCCAUGACGCUUCCUGCGAGGCCGGUGCCGAUGAUGAGGCCGGCGCAAGCCAUGCAGUCGAUGCCACAGAUGCCGAUGCAGGCGAUGACGAUGGGCCAAUUGAACUCGCCACGGCUAGCACCACAGAUGCAGAUCAGACCUCCACUGAGGCCGAUGGUGCCCAUGGUGCGACCCAUGUGA